Molecule: messenger RNA, 4031 nt
Organism: Stegodyphus dumicola
Lineage: Eukaryota; Metazoa; Arthropoda; Arachnida; Araneae; Eresidae
Product: transient-receptor-potential-like protein
Biological process (GO): calcium ion transmembrane transport; regulation of cytosolic calcium ion concentration
Cellular component (GO): cation channel complex; plasma membrane
Molecular function (GO): inositol 1,4,5 trisphosphate binding; store-operated calcium channel activity; protein binding
Source: RefSeq, a predicted model, not a curated record
UUUCCAGCAGACAUAUCUCAGUAAACAUGGCUAAAAACGAAGAAAAGGAUGAGAAGGAGUUCACUUCGAAUGUUAUGUACAGUCAACAUCCAUCCCUACGGAAGCUUGAACCACUUGAGAAGCAGUAUCUUCUUUCAGUUGAACGCGGUGAUGUGGCCAGAGUGAGAAGGUUUCUGCAAAUGGUUAACAAAAAUCCGUCCCUUCAGUUGGAUGUCAAUUGCAAAGAUCCUGUAGGGCGUUCAGCUACUUUGAUGGCAAUAGACAACGAAAAUUUAGAAAUGCUUGAAUUACUGCUAGAAUACGGGGUUGAAAGUCGUGACGCAUUAUUACAUGCCAUCAAUGCAGAGUAUGUGGAAGCCGUGGAUCUGCUUUUAGAACACGAAGAAAUUGUUCAUAAAGAAUCUGAACCUCACAGCUGGGAAAAAGUGGAUCGAGACAUUUCAACAUUCACCCCGGAAAUUACACCACUGAUACUUGCUGCUCAUAAAGAUAACUAUGAAAUACUGAAAAUCCUUUUGGAUCGAGGUGCCACACUCCCUAUGCCACACGAUGUACGUUGUCGCUGUCGAGACUGCGUCCUAGCAAUGGAAGAGGACUGUCUUUGCCACUCUAGGUCAAGGAUUAAUGCAUACAGAGCCUUGUCAUCCCCGUCCUUGAUAUGCUUGUCCUCCAUCGAUCCUAUACUUACCGCUUUCGAGCUUUCUUGGGAAUUGAGAAGACUGAGUAUGGCUGAGAACGAAUUCAAAGAAGAUUACGUGAAACUCCGUUCACGCUGCCAAGAUUUUGCAACCGCUUUAUUGGACCAUGCGAGGAGUUCACGGGAACUGGAGAUGGUGCUCAAUUAUGAUCCCACACGACCACCUUACCAGCAUGGAGAUCAUAUGCCCCUGGCUAGACUAGAAAUGGCUAUCAAAUACAAACAAAAAAAGUUCAUAGCUCAUCCAAAUGUCCAGCAACUACUAAGUACCUUGUGGUAUGAUGGAUUACCUGGUUUUCGGAGACAAAAUCCGGUGUACCAGCUUUGGGAUAUUAUAAAAAUAGGAGUGCUCUUCCCAUUUUAUUCCAUCAUGUACAUGUUAUUCCCAAAUACCGAGAGAGGUCGACUAGUUCGAAAACCAUUUUUUAAAUUCAUCAUACAUUCUUUCUCCUAUCUUUUCUUCCUACUGCUCUUGAUACUGGCAUCACAAAGAGUAGAAACACUGGUGGCUCAGUGGUUUGGGCGGAAAGAUGCAAAUGGAUCAAACGAAGUUUUAAGAAAGCAAAGAGGCCAACCGCCAACGAUUCUAGAGACAACGAUAUUAUUAUAUAUAGUCGCUCAUAUAUGGCAAGAAACAAGAGAACUGUGGACGAAAGGUUUAGUUCUAUACUUUCAUAAUUUAUGGAACAUCAUUGAUUUCACAAGGAACAGUCUCUAUGUUGGAACAGCCGGUUUAAGAGUUUUAGCGUAUUUUCAGGCGCAAGCCGAGAUUUCUGAAAACCCAAUGGCAGUUUACAUUCCAAGAGAAGCUUGGAAUGCAUAUGAUCCGAUGCUGAUUGCUGAUGGUCUUUUUGCAGCUGGGAAUAUUUUUGCAGCCUUAAAAUUGGUUCACAUCUUUUCCAUCAAUCCUUACCUUGGGCCGCUUCAGAUAUCAUUGGGAAGAAUGGUGAUCGAUAUUAUCAAGUUCUUUUUCAUUUAUGCCUUGGUAUUAUUUGCUUUUGCUUGCGGCUUAAACCAGUUACUUUGGUACUAUGCUGAUAUGGAAAAACAGCACUGUUUCAGUGGACCAGGAGGCACUGAAAAUUGGACUCAUCAAAGAGACUCUUGCUUAGCAUGGAGAAGAUUUUCGAAUCUCUUCGAAUCAUCUCAAACGUUAUUCUGGGCAAGUUUCGGCCUCGUAGAUCUCAGCAAUUUUGAAUUAUCUGGAAUCAAAAGUUACACGCGCUUUUGGGGUCUUUUGAUGUAUGGCUCGUAUUCCGUAAUCAAUGUGGUGGUUCUGUUGAACCUCCUCAUUGCCAUGAUGAGCAAUUCUUACAACAUUAUCUCGGAAAGAGCAGAUGUUGAAUGGAAAUUUGCUCGAACUACACUUUUUAUGAACUAUUUUGAAGAAGGAAGCACAGUGCCUCCACCAUUCAACAUUUUCCCCACCUUUAAACAUCUACAACGACUUUUUAAGAAGAAAAGACCCUUUAGUGAUAUGUCAUUCAAAAAAAAAGAGACCAAAAUGAAGGAAAGAGAUUCUAUUUACCAGAGCGUGAUGUGCAACCUUGUUUGGCGAUACGUAACAGCGCAGCAGAAGGAGAACGAAAGUCAUCCAGUAACUGAAGACAAUAUCAACGAGCUACGGCAAGAUGUGUAUUCCUUCAGGCAUGAUCUCAUGAGAGUUUUAAAAAGCAAUGGCAUGAAUACGAAGGAUGUAGAAAAAGAGGUUGUAGAUGUUUCAGGGAAACGUAUCCAAAUUAGAAAGCGUCGUCUAAUUAAAGACUUCAGUAUAGGAUUGAUGGAAGUUUGCACUGAUGAAGCAGCACCCGAAGUAGUUAGUAACAAAAGUGUAUUAGCAAGGCUCGUUGGUUUAUCAGGCAGCGAAAACAGAAGUUCUCAACGUUGGAGAGAUCUUAUUCAAGCAGCAAAGAAAUCAAAGAUAAUAGGUAACAGGGAUGGCGAGAGUGGUCGUUUUGGAAGUAUUAAAAGAAAUAAUAUAAAUGAAGACGGUGCACUGGAACAAAAGGAAACGGAGAAGAUGGAUUUUGAGUUUCAAAGCAGAGAAUUCACAGAAUCAGAAUACUACCAAGCUACGGAGAGUAAUUUGUAUCCGAUAAUACCAGAAGAGCUUGCAAACAUUGAUUCGACUACCGUAACAUUACCAAUCAGUUCGCAGCCAACUUCACAAACUAAACCUUUAACGCCAGUUCACAGUAGCAAUGAAAGUCACACACCCAGCGUCGAAAUGCGAAGUUCUUUAAUGAAAGGUAUUAAAUUAUCACCUGAAGCUCUGAUGAAACAAUCGCCAACGAGAAAAAAAGAAACUAAAUACCAAGCACCCAAACCUGCAGUAAUGGAUAACAAAGCAGCGUCAGCAGACAGCCAAAAAGUUGACAUGAAAUUAUGUCCACCAGGCAACAAAGGUACUCCUUUUCUCUCACCAUACAAGAAAUCAACUGGAAAUGUGGAUCUCUUAGUUCCUGAACAAUUUUCAGGGUCUUCCAAAGGUUCCGAAACUGUAUCAAAAAUUAUAACCGAUAAAGGAAAAACAACAUGCACUGAUACAAUGAUAACAGUUACUUCUUCUCCUGAAAAGAAGACACCUGCUAGAGUAGAAUCAUUAUCCGUGGAAAUUAUUCAGAAUGAAUCUAGCAUUUCGGAACUGAUUAAUUUGAACGAAAAACAAAAUACACAGCAUAUGCUCAAUGUUUCAACUCUUAAAAAAGAAAGUAAAAGCAAUACCGUAACCGAACCAUCUCAGCACGCAGUUAUGCCAACAAAUGGGAAUUUCGAUCAAUACCCAAUGCAACAUGAGAUGAACUUAAAUGGAAAAAGUUCGGUACCAAGUCCCGUACAUACUGAACGUAAAGGAUGGCUUUAAGGAACUUAGUGAAUGCCUACUUUUAUAAAAUAUUAAAGCGUAGACUGUUGAAUAAACAAGCACGAGCUGAAUGCAGUACUUCACAUGAAAAUUAUAUUUAGGUCGUAGUACAUCUGGAACUGCAAAUGACAGACUUUUCAAACAGACUAAUGCAUACUGGUGGCAAAGGCAGGCAAAAAUUAAAAGCAUUCUUAAGAAGAUAAAGCAAAAAAUGCUUUGUUUGAUUACGAAGCAGCAGUAGUUAUGAGAUAAUCAAUCACGAGAGGCUUUCAGAAGACAAUAAAUGCAAUUGCAGUGAGAAAACCGAAUCCAUUGGUUGCAUAUACAUGACAUAAAACUAUAUACAUAUAUAUACAAGAAAUCAAGUGUGAUGUAAUCAAAGUGAUUCUGGAAGAAUUUUAGGCAGAUGUAAUAUAAAUGGAAAUGUAAAAAAAGAAAAAAGAAAAAUAAAGUUUAACACAUAAAAAAGAA